AUGUCGUUCAGUGGGCGUACUCCAGAAUCCCUUCUCCCGCGCUCCGACUCGAAGAAUCCAGCGACAACAUGUAGAGGAAUCACCUCGACCGGACGACCAUGUCGGCGAGCCCUAGCGGCGUCGCCCAGGAAUUCCCCGGCUGCCUCGCCCAGUCGUGGGGCCGGAGUGCUUGCGGUGCUGCACGAACAAAAUGCAGCUGCCUUCUAUUGCUGGCAGCACAAAGACCAAGCCGAACAGCUGGCCGCGAAAGGUGCCCGGAGAACGAGUCUACAUCCGCUCAAAGAAAAGUCCAGUAUCGAUACUCUGGUCGAGCGAGUUGGGAUAUUAGAACUCGAUGACGAGCUUCCCGACCUGCGGAAGCGGCAUCGUCGGCAGCAGCAGCAGCAGCCAGGCAGCCACCGCCCCCGUCGGCGAGAUACACUACCGUCUGGCUGGAGUCAGAUGCAAAGUCCUCUGAUGACUGUACCAGAGGAGGCUAUCCGCCGCAGACCACCACCAAAACCUCGAAGUCCGCCUCCACGAUCCAGUUCCAACCGGUCGUGGGUCUGUUGCCUUCAGGUCAAUGAUGACGACGAUGUCCUGCCUGCCCCAAGGGUGAGACCAGACAGGGCGAGGCAAGAAGCCGGCACAAUACGGCCUGCAAGGCCAGAGAUGAGGCAGUCACGCGAUCGGGUAUACACCAACCCUGUCCCACAGACCCAGGCGUUCAGCUCUACACGCCCAGGACCAACUGCAAUACCAUCAAGUCAGUCUCAAACGCAAACACUGCUCUCCAUCAUCCCCGCCCAGCUUUCUCCGCAGACCACUUCACUUCUGUUGGCCGAGUUGUCGCGACCGAUCUCUUCGGCCGAUGAGGCCGGGUAUAUCUACAUAUUCUGGCUGACUCCGGAGACGGAAUCGUCCAAGCCGGAUGACGAGACGGCUUCGUCACUGUUAGAUGACGAUGACGACGACGAUGCGCUGCUGUUGACUGCACGCUCCCAGAGGACGAAUCAAACGCUGACGCGCUACGCCUCCAUCAGGCACCCUCGUUCGCACUCGCGGUCGCAGCGCACAAUCACUUUGAAAAUCGGCCGUGCAGCCAACGUCCACCGGCGAAUGGCUCAAUGGACCAAGCAGUGCGGCCAGAACAUCUCGCUCAUCCGCUACUAUCCAUACACGGCUUCAUCGCCAUCCAGUUCCAGGUCGAAUCCCGUGCCGGCAAGAAAAGUCCCUCAUGUCCAUCGUGUCGAGAGGCUCAUCCAUCUCGAGCUGGCCGAGCGGCGGGUCGUCAAGUCCGAGUGCGCGCAAUGUGGCCGUGAGCACAGAGAGUGGUUCGAGAUCGAGGCGACCAGGACUGGCUUGAAAGGCGUGGAUGAGGUCGUGAGACGCUGGGUGGCCUGGGCUGAACGGCAAUAG
Molecule: messenger RNA, 1398 nt
Organism: Capronia epimyces CBS 606.96
Lineage: Eukaryota; Fungi; Ascomycota; Eurotiomycetes; Chaetothyriales; Herpotrichiellaceae
Exons: 1
Coding region: 1-1398 (465 amino acids)
Source: RefSeq, a predicted model, not a curated record